CCGGCUUGGUCCUGCCCGGCCAGGGCGCCCCGCCCAGGAGCUGACUCUGAGGCAGGGGCCACUGGGAUUCCAAAGGGUGGCCGCCAUGGACAAGAUCUUGGAGGCGGUGGUGACCUCAUCAUACCCCGUGAGCGUGAAGCAAGGGCUGGUGCGGCGCGUGCUGGAGGCGGCGCGGCAGCCGCUUGAGCGCGAGCAGUGCCUGGCCCUGCUGGCGCUGGGCACGCGCCUCUACAUGAGUGGCGCCGACGAACUGCCCCGCCGCGUGGGCUGCCAGCUGCUGCACGUGGCCGGCCGCCACCACCCAGAAGUCUUCGCCGAGUUUUUCAGCGCGCGCCGCGUGCUGUGCCUGCUGCAGGGGGGCGCCGGGCCGCCCGGCGCCCGCGCGCUGGCCUGCGUGCAGCUCGGCCUGCAGCUGUUGCCCGAGGGGCCCGCGGCCGACGAGGUGUUCGCGCUGCUGCGGCGCGAGGUGCUGCGCGCCGUGUGCGAGCGCCCGGGGCCCGCGGCCUGUGCGCAGGUGGCGCGGCUGCUGGCGCGGCACCCACGCUGCGUCCCCGACGGGCCUCACCGCCUGCUCUUCUGCCAGCAGCUUGUGCGCUGCCUCGGCCGCUUCCGCUGCCCGGCCGAGGGCGAGGAGGGCGCCGUGGAGUUCCUGGAGCAGGCCCAGCAGGUGAGCGGGCUCCUGGCGCAGCUGUGGCGCGCGCAGCCCGCCGCCAUCCUGCCCUGCCUCAAGGAGCUGUUCGCCGUCAUCUCCUGCACAGAGGAGGAGCCACCGUCUAGCGCCCUGGCCAGUGUGGUCCAGCACCUCCCAUUGGAGCUCAUGGAUGGUGUCGUCCGGAACCUCAGCAAUGAUGACAGUGUGACCGACUCCCAGAUGCUGACUGCCAUCAGCAGGAUGAUCGACUGGGUGUCCUGGCCCCUGGGGAAGAACAUUGACAAGUGGAUCAUUGCACUGCUGAAGGGGUUGGCCGCUGUUAAGAAGUUCAGCAUCUUGAUCGAGGUUUCACUCGCCAAAAUUGAGAAGGUUUUCUCCAAGCUUCUGUAUCCCAUUGUCCGGGGAGCCGCUUUGUCUGUCCUCAAGUACAUGCUCCUGACCUUCCAGCACUCCCAUGAGGCCUUCCACCUGCUCCUCCCUCACAUCCCCCCAAUGGUGGCCUCUCUGGUCAAGGAGGACUCCAACUCGGGGACCAGCUGCCUGGAGCAGCUGGCGGAGCUGGUCCACUGUAUGGUGUUCAGGUUCCCAGGCUUCCCGGAUCUGUACGAACCCGUCAUGGAGGCCAUCAAGGACCUCCACGUUCCCAAUGAGGACCGAAUCAAGCAGCUGCUGGGGCAGGAUGCCUGGACCUCGCAGAAGAGUGAGCUGGCCGGCUUCUACCCCCGGCUGAUGGCCAAAUCAGACACGGGCAAGAUUGGUUUAAUCAAUCUGGGCAACACGUGCUAUGUGAACAGCAUCCUUCAGGCCUUGUUCAUGGCUUCUGAUUUCAGACACUGUGUGCUCCGUCUGACUGAGAACAACUCGCAGCCAUUGAUGACCAAGCUGCAGUGGCUCUUCGCCUUCCUGGAGCACAGCCAGCGGCCUGCCAUUUCUCCGGAGAACUUCCUGUCUGCAUCCUGGACACCCUGGUUCAGUCCUGGCACCCAGCAGGACUGCUCAGAGUACCUGAAGUACCUGCUGGAUCGGCUGCACGAGGAGGAGAAGACCGGGACGAGGAUCUGCCAGAAGCUCAAGCAGUCCAGCUCGCCCUCCCCGCCCGAGGAGCCCCCUCACCCCAGUGCGACCUCUGUGGAGAAGAUGUUCGGAGGCAAGAUCGUGACCCGGAUAUGCUGUCUCCGCUGCCUCAACGUCUCCUCCAGGGAGGAGGCCUUCACGGACCUCUCUCUUGCCUUUCCCCCGCCUGAGCGCUGCCGCCGCCGCCGCCGCCUGGGCUCGGUGAUGCUCCCUGCGGAGGACGUUGGCGCCUGGGACCCCCCUUCACCAUCGCGAGCCCAGGUGCCAAGCAGGGCGGGUCCGCGGAGGCAGAGGAAACACUGCAUCACAGGGGACGCUCCCCUCACCGUCCUGAACAUUGAAGGCCUAGGCGCCCAGGGCCUCGGGGGGCAGAGCCGUUGGGAGGAGGAGGCGAAGGAGGAGAGAGCAGAGGAAGAGGAAGAGAAGGAGAAGGAGAAGGAGAAAGAGAAGGAGAAGGAGGAAGACGAAGAGAAGGAGGAAGAUGAAAAGGAGAAAGAGAAGGAGGAAGAGAAGGUGGAGAAUGAGGAAGAGAAGAUGAAGGAGGAAGAGAAGAAGGAGGAAGAGAAGAUGAAGAAGGAGGAAGAGAAGAUGAAGGAGGAAGAGAAGAUGAAGGAGGAAGAGAAAGUGGAGAAGGAGAAGAGGAAGAAGGAGGAAGAGAAAGUGGAGAAGGAGGAGGAGAAAGUGGAGAAGGAGGAGGAGGCCGAGAAAGAAGCAGAGAAGGAGAAGGAGGCGGUCGAGAAGGAGGUGGUGGAGAAGGCGAAGGAUACUGAGAAGGGCGAGGACAGCCCUGGCCCAGGGACCCGCAGGAAUGCUGCUCCCUCUGGGGAGGGCUCCCGCUCCGUCCUGGACCUGGUCAACUACUUCCUGUCGCCCGAGAGGCUGACGGCAGAGAACCGCUACCACUGCGAGUCGUGCGCCUCCCUGCAGGACGCCGAGAAGGUGGUGGAGCUGAGCCAGGGGCCGCGCUACCUCAUCCUGACCCUGCUGCGCUUCUCCUUCGACCUGCGCACCAUGCGGCGCCGCAAAAUCCUGGACGACAUCUCCAUCCCGCUGCUGCUGCACCUGCCGCUGGCCGGGGGCCGGGGCCAGGCCUACGACCUCUGCAGCGUCGUGGUGCACUCCGGGGUGUCCUCCGAGAGCGGCCACUACUACUGCUACGCCCGCGAGGGCGCUGCCCGCCCAGCCCCGACCCCGGGAGCGGCCGACAGACCCGAGCCCGACAACCAGUGGUACCUGUUCAACGACACCCGGGUGUCCUUCUCCUCCUUCGAGUCUGUCAGCAACGUCACCUCCUUUUUCCCCAAGGACACAGCCUACGUACUCUUUUACCGGCAGCGGCCCGGGGAGGGGCCUGAGGCCGAACCCGGCUCUCCCCGAGCCCGGACAGAGCCCACCCUCCACAAAGACUUGAUGGAAGCCAUUUCCAAAGACAACAUCCUUUUCCUGCAGGAGCAGGAGAAGGAGGCACGGAGCAGGGCGGCCUACAUCUCUGCACUUCCCGCAUCUCCGCACUGGGGGAGGGGCUUUGAUGAAGACAAAGAUGAGGACGAAGGCCCUCCAGGGGGCUGCAGCCCUGCAGGUGGCAGCGGUGGUGACUUCCACAGACUGGUCUUCUGAUGUGACCCCCUCAU
Hippopotamus amphibius kiboko is the source of this 3357-nucleotide messenger RNA. RefSeq names its product ubiquitin specific peptidase 35 (gene USP35). Gene Ontology annotation, molecular function: cysteine-type endopeptidase activity; cysteine-type deubiquitinase activity. NCBI's taxonomy places the organism in Eukaryota, Metazoa, Chordata, Mammalia, Artiodactyla, Hippopotamidae. Bases 86 to 3343 code for a protein of 1085 amino acids. Gene Ontology annotation, biological process: protein deubiquitination. The transcript has 11 exons. The record is from RefSeq and is a predicted model, not a curated record. Gene Ontology annotation, cellular component: nucleus; cytosol.